Tupaia belangeri chinensis (Chinese tree shrew) is the source of this 1629-nucleotide messenger RNA. It is a transcript of the gene CTH, whose product is annotated as cystathionine gamma-lyase. Gene Ontology annotation, biological process: transsulfuration. Gene Ontology annotation, molecular function: pyridoxal phosphate binding; cystathionine gamma-lyase activity. Gene Ontology annotation, cellular component: cytoplasm. The transcript is spliced from 12 exons. The record is from RefSeq and is a predicted model, not a curated record. Lineage: Eukaryota; Metazoa; Chordata; Mammalia; Scandentia; Tupaiidae. The coding region runs from base 167 to 1384 and encodes 405 amino acids.
UCGGCCGCGAGUCCCGGUGCCCGGCUUUUGUGCGCGUGUCGUCAGCUCAGACGGCGUGCCUUCAGCCGCCUUUCUCCUAAUUUUCCCCUCUCUCCAGCACUGACGCCUCGUUUUCCUAACUCUAUCAUCCUCGCUCUUUUACUCUCUCCUCCCUUCGCGAUUCAGCAUGCAGAAAAAGGACGCUUCCCCACAUGGUUUCCUGCCUAGCUUCCAGCAUUUCGCCACGCAGGCCAUCCAUGUGGGCCAGGAACCAGAGCAGUGGACCUCCCACGCUGUGGUGCCCCCCAUCUCACUGUCCACCACGUUCAAGCAAGGGGCGCCGGGCCAGCACUCGGGGUUUGAAUAUAGCCGUUCUGGAAAUCCCACUAGGAAUUGUUUGGAAAAAGCAGUGGCAGCACUGGAUGGGGCUAAGUACAGUUUGGCCUUUGCUUCAGGUUUAGCAGCCACUGUGACUAUUACCCAUCUUUUAAAAGCAGGAGACCAAAUUAUUUGUAUGGAUGAUGUGUAUGGAGGUACUAACAGGUACUUCAGGCAGGUGGCUGCUGAAUUUGGAUUAAAGAUUUCUUUUGUUGAUUGUUCCAAAAUCAAGUUGCUAGAGGCAGCAAUUACACCAGAAACCAAGCUUGUUUGGAUCGAAACCCCCACAAACCCUAAAUUGAAGAUGAUUGACAUCGAAGCCUGUGCACAUACUGUCCAUAAGCAUGGAGACAUUAUUUUGGUUGUGGAUAACACUUUUAUGUCAGCGUAUUUCCAGAGGCCUUUGGCUCUGGGAGCUGAUAUUUGUAUGUAUUCUGCAACAAAAUACAUGAAUGGCCAUAGUGAUGUUGUAAUGGGCUUAGUGUCUGUUAAUUCUGAAAGCCUACAUAACAGGCUUCGUUUCUUGCAAAAUUCUCUGGGAGCAGUUCCGUCUCCUGUUGACUGUUACCUCUGCAAUCGAGGUCUGAAGACUCUACAAAUUAGAAUGGAAAAACAUUUCAAAAAUGGAAUGGCAGUUGCUCAGUUCUUGGAAUCUAAUCCUCGGGUAGAAAAGGUUAUUUAUCCCGGGCUGCCUUCUCAUCCUCAGCAUGAGUUGGCAAAGCGUCAGUGCACUGGUUGCCCAGGGAUGGUCACCUUUUAUAUUAAGGGCACUCUUCAGCAUGCUGAGACUUUCCUCAAGAACCUGAAGUUAUUUACUCUAGCUGAGAGCUUGGGAGGAUAUGAAAGUCUUGCUGAGCUUCCGGCAAUCAUGACCCACGCAUCAGUGCCUAAGAAUGACAGAGAUGUCCUUGGAAUUAGUGACACAUUGGUUCGACUCUCUGUGGGCUUAGAGGAUGAAAAAGACAUACUGGAAGAUCUAGAUCAAGCUUUGAAGGCAGCACACCCUUCAAGUGGAAGUCGCAACUAGCAUUUCAGAACUCCUAGUAGAAGCUUCUUCCUGAGAAGAUGAAAUCUCCUGAGUAAUUGAAUGGACCAUUAUCGAGCCUUUGCAUAAUUUUCAAGUGAAGAUUUUAAGGCAUCUUGUUACCUUUCACAACUGUAACCUUCUAGGGAUCUUCCUGGUUAAGGCAGUUUUCUGUAUCUCUUACUGUAAUUGUCAGGUCAAUUCUGUUAAUAUCUUUUUGUUAAUUUUGCUAUCCAUUUGCCUCUGAA